AUGGCUCCCACCACCGAUUUUGCAGUCAAAGACGCUUAUGCGUACUUGGAAGGGUUUGGUAACUACCACUCGUCUGAGGCCCUCCAGGGCGCAAUCCCUGUGGCGAACAACACCCCCUUGAAACCUCCAUACGGGCUUCGCACGGAGCGACUCAGCGGGACUUCAUUCGUUGCGCCGCGCAAUCUCACGUUACAAACAUUCAUGUAUCGCGUCGCGCCGUCUUUGGAUCAUGAUCCAUUUGAACCUUUAGAUGCACCUCCCAAAGUGCCGGAUUUCAUAUCUCCCAAUUCCUACAUGUGGCCACAGCUUCCCUCUGAUCCAACAGCUGAUUGGAUUUCUGCACAAAAGCUCCUAGCCAGGAAUGGUGAUCCGAUGCGGAAAGACGGUCUCGCUAUAUGGACUUGGAGCGUAUCGCAAGAUAUGGAACCGAGAACGGCUUUUUGUUCCAUCGAUGGUGACGUGCUCAUUGUUCCCCAGGCUGGUUCUCUUGAUAUCCAGACGGAAAUGGGCAAGUUACUGGUCAGACAGAACGAAAUUGCUUUGAUCCCUCGAGGGAUACGAUAUCGAGUCACAUUACCCGCGGGUCCAGCUCGAGGGUACGUAUGCGAAUUAUUCCAAGGCCAUUUCCGUCUUCCUGAACUUGGCCCUAUAGGCAGCACUGGGCUCGCCAACACCCGAGAUUUUCAAAUACCUGUGGCCUGUUUCGACGGGAGUAUCCGGGACGGAGUGGCAAUUUCAAACGAUGCGGGAACAAAACACAAGAUCGUAACACGCCAGAAUGGCCGGCUGUGGCACUGUGAGCAAACCCAUACACCUUUUGACGUCGUAGCUUGGCACGGCACGAAUUAUCCCUUCAAGUAUGAUCUGGCCAGGUUUUGUGUCAUGGGGAACUUGCUCUUUGACGAACAUGAUCCAUGCCUCUACACUGUAUUGACGGCACCCUCAUACGGCGAGCCGGGCAAUUCGGUUGUUGACUUUGCCAUAAUCCCUCCGCGUUGGAUGGUAGCUGAAGAUACCUUCCGCCUGCCAUAUUAUCAUCGAAACACCAUGUGCGAGUUUUUUGCCCCUAUAAUCAACUCCCAAGACAAAGAUUAUCCGUUCAAUGGGGGAGCCGAUUUCAAGCCUCUCGGUGCCGGAUUGCACGGCAGCAAUGUGAUUCAUGGACCUACGGAAAAGAACUUUCAAGAUGCUAGGAAAGGCUCGGAUGCCCCAGAAAAGGUUGACAACCUAGGCAUCACAAUUUUUCUGCUUGAGACAGAGAAGCCAUUACAGUUAAGUGACUGGGCAGCCAAACUAGCAGCUGAGGCCGCAGCUAAAACGAGGGCUAGAGUUCCGAAGAACAACAAAUUGUAA
Messenger RNA from Clonostachys rhizophaga, 1353 nucleotides. NCBI's taxonomy places the organism in Eukaryota, Fungi, Ascomycota, Sordariomycetes, Hypocreales, Bionectriaceae. The record is from the annotation of a GenBank genome assembly.